This is a messenger RNA of Branchiostoma floridae (Florida lancelet), 643 nucleotides long. RefSeq lists its product as uncharacterized. The record is from RefSeq and is a predicted model, not a curated record. The coding region runs from base 82 to 618 and encodes 178 amino acids. The transcript has 2 exons. NCBI's taxonomy places the organism in Eukaryota, Metazoa, Chordata, Leptocardii, Amphioxiformes, Branchiostomatidae.
UUGGAAAAUAUCCAGGGCGGGCAUUGGGAUGCUGCUGCACUGAAGGAAGCCAUUCUAAAGCAGCUGGACAUACCACAAAAGAUGUUGCUGAUGACGGUAACCACAGACUACUCACCAACCAUGGUAAGGGCCAAGGCGGAAAUCUACAGGAGCCGGGCCUGGAGAGUAGCUCUGGGAGUGGCUGCUGUGGGAGGUAUGCUGUAUGCAGGAACAUUCGUCAACGGAGCUACGAUGGUGACGGCAACAGAGCUGUUUAAAAAAGGCUUUGGCCUUCACCAGACCUCGGUGAGAAAGCUGGCUAAGUUGACAGGCAAGGAUGAGGGGGAGUUACAACGCUUCGUGGAUGACAAGCUGUCUGUUGUUAGCAAAGUUCAACAACUCCUCAAAGGUGAAAUCAAUGUGAAAACUCUCAGGCAGGCUUUUGUGGCAGCAAAUGCUCAUCUUGACAUCUUUAUGACAGCUCUCGCAGUGGAUGCUGCCGUCGACGUCGCAGUCCCCUUUGUCGGGAGUCUAGCGAUAGUUCCCUUCUCUUUUGGUCUCGCAUGGCGCAUACUCUGUAUUGUCAUCGACGAAUAUGAGCAGUGCGCGCUCGCUUUGCAUGAUUUUGCUUUCCGUUAGCCUAAACUAAUAUACCUACGUAGAU